This is a messenger RNA of Solanum verrucosum, 681 nucleotides long. RefSeq lists its product as uncharacterized. Gene Ontology annotation, molecular function: nucleic acid binding. Gene Ontology annotation, biological process: DNA integration. The record is from RefSeq and is a predicted model, not a curated record. Bases 1 to 681 code for a protein of 226 amino acids. The transcript has 3 exons. NCBI's taxonomy places the organism in Eukaryota, Viridiplantae, Streptophyta, Magnoliopsida, Solanales, Solanaceae.
AUGGAAAAUGAUUGUGGCCGAUUUGUCCAAAAAUGCCAGGUGCAUGGAGAUCUGAUCAAAGUACCACCCCACGAGCUCAAUGCGAUGAGUUCCCCUUGGCCAUUUGCAGCCUGGGGCAUGGAUGUUAUUGGACCGAUUGAGCCUGCUGCCUCCAAUGGUCAUAGGUUCAUUUUGGUCGCCAUUGAUUACUUCACAAAGUGGGUCGAAGCUGCUUCCUACAAAGCUGUGACAAAGAAAGUUGUGGCCGAUUUUGUUCGCAACAAUUUGAUAUGUCGUUUUAGAGUUCCAGAGUCUAUCAUCACAGACAAUGAAGCAAAUCUGAAUAGUCACUUGAUGAAAGAGAUAUGUUAUCGCACCACAAUCCAAACCUCAACUGGAGCAACUCCUUAUCUAUUGGUAUACGGAACAGAAGCAGUGAUACCAACUGAAGUUGAGAUACCACCUUUAAGGAUUAUUCAGGAAGCUGGAGUGAGUGAUGCCGAAUGGAGAAUGACUCGCGCUUUCAACAAGAAAGUUAGAGUUCGAACAUUUAAUGUAGGCCAAUUCGUAUUGAAACGCAUUUAUCCUCAUCAAGAGGAAUAUAAAGGGAAAUUUGCACCUAACUGGCAAGGAACGUAUGUCAUCCACAAAGUACUAUCAAGAGGAGCUUUGGUUCUAGCAGAGAUGGACGGUCAGGUGUAG